AUGGGGCGGCUUCCGAUCCAAUGCACUUCGACGUUCGGAAGUUCCGACGACCCGUCCAUUCAGCCCCCAGCACGCGCCAAGGCAUCUCGUGCCAGACGAUCAGAUCGACAUUGAUCAAUUUCGAAAGAGUAAGUCUUGUUGUUUCAGAACAUUCUGCUAAAGUUCCGACAGUUUUCAGCGAGUUCGCGAAGGAGAUUGCCGAUGAAAUCGUCGCGGAGUUCGAUGCGGACACGUUUCCGAUUGAGAAAAAAGUGCUGAUACCUGUGGAUUUGCGGAUAGGUGUGAGUUAGACGUGCAACUUUUCGACCCAGUGAUACGUAUUUUCAAAAAACUAAAUAUUGUACAAAUGUGCGUAAAAGAUUGCAGAUCAGAAUCGAAGAUACUCACGUUAGAUGUGGCGGAACAUGCAUCCAGGUGGAAAUCCGAAACGAAUGGGCUCCCAAAAUCAUCUGUCUCGUUUUUUUGGAUUCUACCGACAAGCAGAUCAGAGAGGCGACAAAAGAUGCGCUCGCGACGUUCCAGACAAGUGAGACAAUGCUUUUCUUGACGCACAUUCUGAUGGUUUUUUCAGUGGAGCAGCUCAAUUACGAGCCGGAACAAAAGGAGCCGUGGAUCGAGAGUUCGAUGGAGUUCCUCGCGUGGCACAGCAUUCACAAACUGAGAGAUAGCAAUGAGAAAUGGCCGACUGCCAAUCUUUAUUGCACAGUUUGUGAUGCGUACUUGAAAGGUAUGUAAGUUAACCUGAGAGCACCCAAUACAAUUCCAAUGAACGAUUUUCUGAAAACGUCGUUGCGUUUCCUAAUCACCUGGAUUUCAGGCUCUGGAAGCACGGCAAGCCACAUUGAAACGAAAAAACACAUGAACGAAUGGGAGAGAUUGAAGGAACGGGAAGCGCUCGUUCGCGACUUGCCCGAUCCGACCGAAGCGCAUUUGAGUGCAUUGAAUGCGCUUCUGAAGAAGGAAAUGAAGAAGUAUCGCGGGGUGAGUGCAAGAGACCGUGGUAGAGAAAAAUCUUCGGCCACACGGUCUCCAGAGCUAUCAAUAGGGUGUGGCCUUCGAGUUUCCAAGGCCUCCUAAAAACUAUAGAAUGUUCCAGAAGACGCACCCUCCGUCGGAAUUCAUAAAACAUCUGUUCGAAAUUAUCGAGAGUGCCGUCCAACGCACAAGCUCCGAUGUAAAAGUAUUCGUGUUCGGCUCCGUCUUCAAAAAUAACAGAAAACACUCAAUGGCGUUGCCGGACAGCGAUUUGAACGUUGGGUUCCUCGCGAAAGGAGGAUUCAAAGGAGCACGGCUUUUCGGAUGUUUGGAAGACGUGCGCGACGCCAUCGCCGUUCACAUCGCGCCCGCUCAUUUCGUGACCGCAAUCGGCAUCCCCUCGACGAUCGAGUUCACGGCGAUGGGCGUGAAAGUACGAGUCAGCUACCUGGAAGCGGAUCAGGCGCUCGAAUCGCCGCACCUCGGAUACAACCACAUGCUGAUGAAGUUCACAUGGAUCAAUAAUCAGCUCGCCGAUUUCCUCUUCCUCAUUCGGCUCUGGGCGUGGAAGCUGAGUCUCGACACGAAAAGCGUCGACAAGUUGGGGAUCCCGAGAUAUGCGUUCGACCUGAUGGCCAUCCACUACCUCCAGCAGAUCGAAAUCCUUCCGAUCAUUCACAAGGCCGUUGUUAGCGAGCAACUCGCAAAGAACGAGGAAAAGGCGGGAAAGUGCCCCGACGCGGUGAUGAGAGUCUGUCGGACGAGCAUCCUGGCAGACUACCUGACGAAGGAUGAGCUCACGAAACCCCAGCCACAAUGGAAUCUCGGCGAGCUCUUCAUCGGAUUCUUCAAAUUCUACGUCCAGAAGCACCGAGAUGCGAUUGUCUUUGUGACGCACAAACGGCUGACGAACGAGCAAAAGGAGAAGUGGGGCCGGAGGGUCUUCUGCAUUAUCGAUCCGUUCCGCACCGACAACGUCAUCCAGAUACCCAAGAACUCCGUGUGGUACACACACUUCCACAACUGCCUAGUCAGCGCUCUUCUUUAUUUUGGAAUCCCCAGGAGUCUGAAUGGUCCUUUGGUUCCCUAUGAAUUCUUUGGCAAUGUGAGUUGAAUGGAUCAUGAAAAACUUUUCGAAUGUUUUUUAUUUAUUUUAAGUUCGAUGACUUGAUGCAGUAUCGGAAUACAAUGAAAAAGGGAGGACCAGUGAAAGUGGUUCCGAAUGGGCUGAAUUUGAUGGAAUUGGAAGAACACGAACUCGCAGAUUAUGUGAGUUUCAAAGGAGUUUUUCAAAGCAAACAAAUUUUCCCUAAAUUAUUUAGUUUCCUCUUUUCAGUUUGACGUUCUGCCCCUCUACUCCGCAAUAACGAUCCGAUUUGAUCGCUUUUUCGAGAUCUACAAUCUCGAGAAACUGAGCGAACUCGCGAACCGUCUGGACCCUUCCGACCACCACUUUGAUUUCGACCGCCAAAGUCUGACGGACGGUUAUGAGCCCGAAAAUAUCUGCAUUUACUGCGACAAAUGGGCUCACGGACAAAACGGCUGCCCCCUAUUGGCCCCCGUUCCGCCGAUGCGGUCCCUCGAGUUCACGCGGCCCCUUUUGGACAGAAUCGACGGUGCGAUCGGCGAGCACUUCGAGACGAACAAGCUGGACCGAGAUUCGGUGGGCAUCGCCCGCAAGAUGGUCAAGGUUCUCGAGAAGUAUUUGAGGAAGUUCAUGGGGCAAAAGGUGCAAUUGACUCUUUUCGGCUCCAUGACCACCGGGCUCGGCGCGGUGGGCUCCGAUGCAGACAUCACGCUCAGAUUCGACGACGGAAAUGAGCCGGACGAGGGAAUUUCGACGGAGAACGUACUGAAGCAGGCGUUCGCGCACAUCAAAUCGUGGGAGUUGACGACGGAAGCGAAGGCGGUGCUGACGGCGAAGGUUCCGAUUGUGAAGUUCGAGUUCAAGUAUCUGGAGUUCACCCUCAAUGCCGAGUGAGUUAUUGCUAGCCCUAUUGGCUGAGCAAACGCGCUCCUCUGCACAACGCGUUUGCUUAGCAACACAUUCUGAAAACAAGUUACUUUCAGUCUCUCCUUCUACAACACUCUGGCCCAUCACAAUUCGGAACUCCUCAGGACCUACAAUAUGUGGAGCCCGGACAAGAGAUUUGCCAAGUUGGCACUCUAUGUCAAACACGUAAGUCUUGAAGCGAUAUAAAUGACAAGGAAAACUAGUUCGUGUUUCUCUUCCAUCUCUCGCAUGACAUCCGAAUUCGCGUCGAUCAAACACGUCAUAUGUUUCAGUUGACGAAACAGUGUCACAUCGCCGACGCCUCGUGCGGAUCUCUGAGCUCCUACGGUCACGUGCUCAUGCUCAUCUCGUACCUCCAACAGACGUCUCCGCCCGUCCUCCCACGGCUCCAGGAGGAUUUCCGAAAAGAGAACACGAAAGAAAUAAAGGUGGCGUGUUGGAAUGUCUACUUCGAGAAGACGUUCAAAGAGGAGUGGUUCAAGGAGAAGAACACGCAGUCGUGUGCCGAAUUGCUCAUCGGAUACUUUGAAUGGAUGUGCUCUUUCGACUUUGAGCACACGGUCGUUCAAUGUCGGCAGAAGGAUAUCGUGACGAAAGCGGAGAAGGAGUGGUCGAGGUUCAUGUGCGUCGAGGAUCCGUUCGAUUUAAACCACAAUCUCGCGGCCGCAAUCACCAAGCAGAGUGCGUUUCAAACUUACUGUUUUUCCUAGUGUGGUUGUCAGUCUUGUAGUUAGACUGAAGUGUUAAGGCCUGAUUGGAUAGCGUGAUGGAACAGCUCAGUCGUGACCAGACUCAAAACGUUUUCAUUUCAGUGCUCGUCCACAUGCAGAAGACGUUCGCCGCUGCCCGAGACGUCCUGUUCUCCUCGGAACGGUACCGACGUGCCAACGGCUCUCUGGAUAUGAUGGCUAUUUUGGACAACAUCCGUAUAGGAAAACCGCCGUGCAGUUGGAGAUGUACAAAGUUCAAACGGUUCGGACUUGUAGAAUGCUAG
Messenger RNA from Caenorhabditis sp. 36 PRJEB53466, 3983 nucleotides. The record is from the annotation of a GenBank genome assembly. NCBI's taxonomy places the organism in Eukaryota, Metazoa, Nematoda, Chromadorea, Rhabditida, Rhabditidae.